Molecule: messenger RNA, 3260 nt
Organism: Limulus polyphemus (Atlantic horseshoe crab)
Lineage: Eukaryota; Metazoa; Arthropoda; Merostomata; Xiphosura; Limulidae
Exons: 2
Coding region: 831-3071 (746 amino acids)
Source: RefSeq, a predicted model, not a curated record
UCUGUAUAUCGUCGUGGUUAUUUGCAGCCUGAUCGUGUAUUUCGUGCAAGUUCUGUGCAGAGCGCGUGACACUACGAGCUACUCGUACUUUGGUAUACGCACAAGUACGGUAAGUAGUGCAGCCUUUGUAUCAGCUGUGCAGAUAAAGGUAACAAUGUAACGAUUGCUUACUUGAACUGAUGACGUGUUAUUUACGUGAGGGACGAGUAGAUCCUGUUACUAUAAAGAAAGAUAAAUGUGACAGUAGGCAGUCUGCCACGAGAGUAAGAACUCGAACUUGGUACCACCAGUUAUGCAGAAUACAAAAAACGUUGGACUAGCUUGCAUUGUUCUGAAGGAGUUUAUAAUGCAUUUUAAGAAAUACACAAAUUAUGAAAGUGGACCACAAAAUAAUAUUAAUAUACUGUAAAAAAAUUGGGCUGGGUUAGUUUAUUCACACUUGUUUUUUAUUACAUUUGUAACAUCACAGGGAGGUGAUUCUGUCUCCAAGCUAUGAGAAUACUACUGAAGUUGAGUCUCUCAGAAGAAACUGUAUAUCUGGAACUCUCCAGGAACACACUUCGUUUCCUCACAGGGAAGUGUGCUGUGCCACAAAACAAUAUUAAUACACUGUAAAAAAAAAUGUGGCUGAGUAAUUUAUUCACUCAUUUCUUUUAUUGCAUUUGUAGCAUCAUAGGAAGGUGAUUCUGAGUCCAAGCUAUGAGGAUACUACUGAAGUUGAGUCUCUCAGAAGAAACUGUAUAUCUGGGACUCUCCAGGAACACACUUCCUUUCCUAACAAGGAAGUGUGCUGUUCACCAGGUUUCUCUCCCAGCCCCUGUCCUUCAGAGAUGGCUAUUCCAGCACCUGUUUAUUUUCUUAUAAAGGAACAGGCAAAGUCUCUAGUUGCCAUUAAGGAACUCCGAGAACGAAUGACAGCUGCUGAAGUGUUUCAAAAUAAUGUCACUCCAGUAUUUCAAGAUAUCCAGCAACAGUUAGCACAUGGUUGCAAUCAUAGGAGAUUUCAAACUAACAGGACAAGGUGUUAUAACAAUGAGUUUGUUAACCAAGUUCCAUUAUCUCAUAUAGCUUGCUCAGUCUCUGGAUAUCUUAAGAGCAGUGAUCUAAGACUUAAGUCAUCUCAUUGUUCUUCUUCAGUGCACAAACCUACAAGUAACAUUGACAACUUAAAUGGUGAGUCAAAUAGAAGAUUGAUUAUGGAGAGUGAUAAUAAACAAGACAGUGGUUUAGAUUCAGAUUGUCGAUAUCAAGGUCAAAGUAACAGUUUAACACUUGUUAGUGAUACUUUUAAUGUUAACUUACCUGAUAAGGAAGAAGGGGAUCAAAGAGAUCUUUAUAUGUUUGGAGCUAUAGAUGAACUUUCAGUUCUUCUGGAUAUUAUUAACCUGAAAGGACUUUUAUUGAGGAAACAAGUAGAUGAUAAAGAUCAACAAUAUGCUACACAAGAUGGAGAAUAUCAUGCAAAUUCCCAGCAACACUAUGUAUCCAGACACCAGACAAGGAACAAUGUAGAAGUCAAGCUGCAACUGGUUGAAAAGGAAAGAAGUACCCUUUGUGACAAGAUUACACACUUGGAGGCUACUUGUCAUGAAUUGAAAAAUGAAAGGUGGCAACUUGAAGAAAGACUUGAAACAGCACUAGCUGAAAAAGAUCAGUUGGAAUUUCAUAUUCAUGAAUUGUAUGUUCAGUAUGUUAAAAACCAUGAUAGGAAAGAUGAGUUCUUGCAAAAAUAUGACAUAACAGAAUUUGGUUCCCAACCUAAAAACAGUCAAUCAGGAAAAGGAGUUUCUUGUGCUGCUGAGAUAGGUAAUUCCAGUCAGAACAAAGUAUCCUCUGUUCUUAAGGAAAGAAAUGUUUUGGAACUUCAGCAGCAGCUAAUUAGCUAUGUAAUGGAAAAUGAAGUUUUACAAAACAAAGUUGAGCAGUUGGAAAAAUUGCAGGAUGUCACAAGCGUGGAUAGAGCAAGAAAAUUAAGUGAUCAAAUUAAGCAGCUUCAAGGUGAAAAAGAAGAACUUCAAGUUGUGGUGAAAUCAAGCAUCUUAGAACUAAAAUCUAUGAAUGCCAAAAUGUUGAUGCUCCAGAAGGCUGUCUUUGCUUUAACUCAGGAAAACCAAGAAUUUAAAGAGACUUGCAAAUCUUCAAAACAGAUGAUUCCAUAUCCAAAGUAUCAACAUUUUGCAAGACCAAAUUUAAAAGUACACUCUGAGAGGUGUGAUUCUGAAACACAGAGCCUCCCUCCAUUCCUACCAUUAGAAACUGGAAACCCUUCCUUGAAUUAUGGCCAUAUGGAAGGUAAGCAAACUGUUAAGGACACUGCAUGUAACGUUUUGUAUAAUGUAAACUUUCCUAAAACUUUAUGUGAAAAUAUCAGACAGCACGAUAUUAUCACAUCAGGGAAAUGCGGGGAAUCUCUAAGUAAUAGCCAAUCGUUAAUUAUGGAAAAUCAAACUUCACUUCAUUGUAAGUCAUCCUCUCCUAAAACUACAUUAUUGUCUUGUAGUCACAGUUCUCAGUUAUUGUCAGGUUUAAAUACUUUAUCCUAUACAUCACCUACUCAGCAUAAACCUCUUGAAAUGUGUCAAGUUUCAGCAGUAACAGAAAAUAGAACUUUUGUAUCCCAAAACGAAACUUCUCCAGAGUUUCAGUGUAAGAAUGUCCUUUGUAAUCAGAAUCUUUCUUGUAAUUAUAAUACUAUGGAUAAUUUGAACAAAAAUAUCCAUUCAAAGCAAAUAAAUAGCAUAUGUAGUGAGUUUGAUCCCCUGCAUAGUAAAAUGUUUCAGAGAGACCAAUUGAGACGACAGGAGUUUGUUGACUCCUUAGAUUUGUCUGUGCCUUUAAAACCAGUGAAGUCAACUCAGGUCUAUAGGCAAGAUCUGCCCUUCCCUCGUAGUGCUGCCAACUACUUGUACGAACAAAGACUAAAUACAGCAACUAACCUCAAACUAGAUGUGGGACAUAGGAAACAGCUUGUCAUUCAGGCCUCUGGUGAAAAUAAACCUAAAAAUUUGCAUCAUCAUCUUCAAAUCAUUUUAGAUCGUCUUUCAGCAGCUGCUUCAGAUGAAGCCCUGUGAUAUUAAUGCCUCUAUUUUUUUAUAUGUAAUAUCAUUCUAGGAGCAUCAUCAGAUUUUGAGUGUGAUGUGUUUUAUAUUUUCUCAUUUAUUUAUUGUUGUUUAUAACGACUUAAUAUAUAUAUGCUUUACAGAAUAAUCCAAGUGUUUUCAUAUAUUUACAAGACAAAUAUGUAGGGACAGAAUUUUAUA